ACUGACACGCGUUCGUACGGGGUGGAUGACGUACACGGCGUAGAUAUAGGUUGGAAAAUAAGAGUAUAAAAGACAAAGUCGAAGCUGGGAUUUUCAUCAGUCGCUUGCUAUUUCGAGUUCGAAAGAAGCUCAAGAAACCCAACAAAAUGAAAUCCCUGUUGAUCCUUUUCGCCAUCGUUGCCGUCGUUGUGGCCUUCCCUGAACCAGAACGAGAACGCCGUGGAAUCCUUGCGGCUCCAGCCCUCGCAGCCCCAGCAUGGGUUGCUGCUCCCAAAAUCGCUGCUGCCCCCGUUGCCAUCGCUGCUCCUAAACUCCUUGCGGCUCCAGCAGUUGUAGCUGCUCCCGCCCUAGCCGCCCCCGCGUGGGGACUGAAAGGAUGGUAAAUCACUAUUUAAUAUCCCGGCGUAACUGGACCUGAAGUAUUACAGUGAACAUCGACGAUGGGAAUUUUUUCUCAUCGUGAAAAAUUCGAAUUUGGCGAUUGGUCACACCCGACACCCCUUUUCGGCCGCAACUCCGAUCGAUCCCCUAUAAUCGGCGCCAUGGAAAAUUAUACAUUUCCCCCUUCCCAUUGUAAUUUAAAUUUUUCUAUCAGAUAAUAAACUUAUUUUAAAAACCACAAAAA
Molecule: messenger RNA, 625 nt
Organism: Bombus pascuorum
Lineage: Eukaryota; Metazoa; Arthropoda; Insecta; Hymenoptera; Apidae
Gene: Apd-2
Product: apidermin 2-like
Exons: 3
Coding region: 147-383 (78 amino acids)
Source: RefSeq, a predicted model, not a curated record